UCUCGACUCCGACGUGCUCUUGUCCUGUCUCUGUUCUCCCAGUCAUCUCUCCGGCUGCGAUCUGAAACUCCCAUUUCUGAGACCAUUUUCUAGUACUUCCGCACAUCCGCGUCUCACCCGGGCCCAAUCCUAUAAGUUAGCCGCAACAUGCCUCCCUAUUUUUUACCACUUGUCUCGCGCUCUCAUGAUGUUCUCCUCGCUUUCAAAAUUUGUUUUACUUUCUGCUUUAUCGGUCGACUUUGUUGUUGCUGCUGGCAGUAGCAUUUAUCGUCGUGCGCCUUCUCAAAACAAUGAUGUUAUCGUUCAGCUUUUCGAGUGGCCUUGGGACUCCGUGGCUGCCGAAUGCACCUCGUUCUUGGGUCCUAAUGGGUAUGGGUUUGUACAAGUCAGCCCUCCAAACGAGCACAUCACCGGCUCGCAAUGGUGGACUGACUACCAGCCCGUGUCCUACAAAAUUGUUUCCAAACGGGGAUCCAGAGCUCAGUUUAUGAAUAUGGUCGCUUCCUGCAAUGCGGCAGGAGUCAAAGUCAUAGCUGAUGUCGUCCUCAACCACAUGACCGCAGGGUCUGGUACUGGUAUCGGCGGCAGCACAUAUACCAAGUACAACUAUCCUGCGGCAGGGUAUUCGUCUUCGAACUUCCAUUACUGCAACAACGGUCGCGCUGCUGACAUUAGCAACUACAGAGACGCCUACAACGUCCAAUUCUGUGAACUUGUCGGACUGGCGGAUCUCGCACAAGAACAGCCUGCAGUUCAAAGAAUAAUGGCGGCUUACCUCAAUGAUUUGCUUUCAAUGGGCGUUUUCGGAUUUCGGAUCGACGCAGCCAAACACAUUCCUUCAUCAAAUAUUCAGUCAAUACUUAACCUGCUUUCGUACCCGUUCUAUGAUACCCAGGAGGUGAUUUAUGGCAGCGGCGAAGCCGUACAACCCUCACAAUACGUUGCUAAUGGGGAUGUCAUCGAAUUCCGUGCAACCUCGUCUGCACAGGCCGCCUUCAAUUGGAAUUCUGGCGGGAUUGCCGCUCUCGUCACCCCCACUCCUAUGGGAUCGAGCUCCCCAUGGAACUUUGUUGACUCAUCCAAGGCUACUUAUAUCAUGGCUAAUCAGGACACUGAACGUGGAGGGAGUUCGCUAACUUCUAACUCGCCUAACAACAUAUAUACCCUUUCCGCCAUCUUCAUGCUUGGCUUUAAUUAUGGGAGUCCAACGGUUUACUCUGGUUACGACUAUACUUCGUAUGAUGCUGGCGCUCCUCAGAACAGCGCAGGACUCACGAAUGCGGUCACGUGUGGCUCGAACGGUUGGCGCUGUGAGCACCGGAACAUUGCCAUCGCGAAUAUGGUCGCAUUUCACAACGCUGUUGGCUCUGCGCCGUUGACGAAAGUCACCAAAGGGACCAACAACCAGAUAGCGUUCGGUCGUGGUAAUGUUGGAUUUUUAAUCAUCAACAACGACAAUUCUGUCUGGUCUAACAGCUUGUGGGCGACUUCUCUUCCUGCUGGAAUCUAUUGCGAUAUUAUCCAUGAUACGGACGCUCGCCCUGGCACGUGCAAUGGACCAUCGUAUGUUGUUUCGGCAUCAGGGACCUUUUCUGCAUCAGUCGCUCCGAGAGACGCAUUGGCCUUGUUCUCUCUUUCAAACGCGAAUGGGACGACCUCUAGUUCGUCUUCGUCCUCCGCUUCGGUGUCUUCUUCUGCUUCUGGCAGCGUCCCCUCUUCCCCACUGAUAGCCCCGCCAAGGCCUUCUUCGAUGUCGGCUUCUUCAUCGAUACCUGCCUCAUCUUCGAUACCUGUUUCGUCUUCAGGGUCUGCUUCCUCUUCAGUGCCAGCUUCAUCUUCAGCGCCGGCUUCAUCUUCAGCAUCCGCCUCUUUGUCAGCACCCAGUUCUUCGUUGAUCCCUUCUUCGUCAGCCUCCAAUGCCGCACCAGCUUCUUCGUCAAUCCCCGCUUCUUCUUCGCCGAGUUCGAUCACCAGCAGCUCUGUGCCCGCUCCUGUUAGCACCGCAGUCACAGUAUCAUUUGUUGAAACUGCUGCAACGGCUACUGGGGAAACACUCAAAGUCGUGGGGUCGAUUUCGCAGCUUGGAAGCUGGGAUCCGGCGGCCGCCAUCCAACUCAGCCAACCCUCGGUCAACGCAGACUGGCAGCUCACCAUGGUCCUCCCUCCGAACACGUAUUUUGAAUAUAAAUUCAUAAAAGUGAGGGGAGGCGCUGUGACCUGGGAGUCGGGUAACAACAGGAUAUACACGACACCUAGCGCUGGCUCAAGUGUGACGCUCUAUGGAAUUUUUGGCUCGACAAGGAGUAGUACAAGUGCUAUCACAGCGGCGGCCACACCCCCGAGCGCGCCAUCGUCGUCUGUCAGUGCAGCGCCGACUAGCCCUCCGGUAGUCGCUUCCAGCAGCACUUCAUCAGCCGUUCCGCCUUCUUCAACUGGAGCCACCGUCACGUUUAGAGAGACGGUAACGACCGCUGCUGGAGAAGCCAUCAAGAUUGUGGGCUCUAUCCCACAACUAGGCAACUGGGCUCCUGCAUCUGCGAUUACGCUCACGUUUGACGGCUCUGCUUGGUCUGUGUCGGUCGUUUUGCCGCCCAACACGACCUUCCAGUACAAAUUCAUACGUGUCAGGGGCAACACUGUUGUCGCUUGGGAAUCAGACCCUAAUCGAUCAUACACGACUUUGAGCAGAGGCACCAGCGUAGUUGUUUCGAGUAGUUGGAGAUAA
Molecule: messenger RNA, 2725 nt
Organism: Mycena indigotica
Lineage: Eukaryota; Fungi; Basidiomycota; Agaricomycetes; Agaricales; Mycenaceae
Product: Alpha-amylase
Exons: 19
Coding region: 185-2725 (846 amino acids)
Biological process (GO): carbohydrate metabolic process
Molecular function (GO): alpha-amylase activity; cation binding; starch binding
Source: RefSeq, a predicted model, not a curated record